GAUUCUCACAGGUAGCUUCGAAUCUCAAGGCCUGAGUCGACUUGAGUGAUUCCUAUGUUGUCGGGUGCGUUGACCCGGCCUAUGCAAGAAUCUCAGACCAACAAUCGCCAUGGACUGGUCCCGACCCGGCGCCGCCGUCAGGAGCCUGCGGCACCGCUUCUCGCCGAGGAACGCCGCCGAGGUCGUCGCCGUCCUCGUCCUCCUGACGGUCGCGCUCUCCACCCUCUCGUCUUCGACGAGGCGCCCGGCGGGCCCCCUCCAGUCCAGGGCCUGCGCGUUCCCGGCGAUCUUCAACUUCGGCGACUCCAACUCCGACACCGGCGGCAAAUCCGCCGCCUUCCACCGUCUCCUGCCCCCGAACGGCGACACAUUCUUCGGCACAUCCUCUGGCCGGUACUGCGACGGCAAAGUGAUUCUUGAUUUCAUAGCUGAGAAGUUGGGAUUACCAUUCUUGAGUGCAUACUUGGAUUCCAUGGGGACAAACUUCCGUCAUGGGGCGAAUUUUGCCACGGGAGGGUCCACGAUCCAGCCGGUGGAUACCCGAAUCUUUGAGGGAGGCUUCAGUCCCAUCUCGCUCGACAUACAGCUUUCGCAGUUCGAGCAAUUCAAGGCACACACUCUCGAGCUUCAUGCCGGUAAGAGUGAUUAUGCAAAGAGCAGUCUGCCAAGACCCGAGGACUUCUCCAAGGCAUUAUACACAAUGGAUAUUGGUCAGAAUGAUCUUCAUGCCACAUUGAAAUCCAUGACGGAGAAACAGGCAUUGGCGUCCAUUCCCAACAUUUUGAAUAAGUUUGCUGUAGCAGUAGAGAGAUUAUAUCAGCAAGGAGCAAGGGCAUUUUGGAUACAUAAUACAGGACCAAUUGGAUGUUUGCCCCAUUACUUCGUCUUUGAUCCUCCAGAAUCAAACGCGACAGACAAAAAUGGAUGUCUGGCAUCCUACAACAAAAUUGCGCAAGAAUUUAAUAUGCAGCUCAAAACACUUGUGUCCAAGCUAAGACUUCGUCUUGUGGGCACAACACUAAACUACAUUGACAUUUAUUCAGCUAAAUACACUUUGAUCUCUGAAGCUCAGAAACAUGGUUUUGGUGGUCCACUAGAGUAUUGUUGCGGGCAUGACGGGGAUUACACUGUAUAUUGCGGACAGAAGGCGAUUGUGAAUGGAACUGAAGUAGUCGGGGAUUCUUGCAGCGACCCUUCGAAGGUGAUAAGCUGGGAUGGAGUGCACUAUUCUCAUGCUGCAAAUCAGUGGGUAGCAAACAGAGUUGUUGACGGCUCCUCUCGGAUGUUCAGGUUCCUCUCACGGAAUCAUGUCACGAGUCCAUUCACUCCUGAUCAUUGUGUCCAAAAGGUGAACAGUCCUGAAGUUGCAAUUCACCUUAGUAAAUAUUCCAGUUUUUCCAUCCCAAAAGUCCAGCUGAAUCAAAGCGGAUCAGAACAUUCCUAGAUUCACGGUGGAGAAGCCACAACAAGCUACCUGAUCUUGCUAUACUUAGUACCCUUCUGCAAUUUCAAAACCGGUGGUAGAUUCUACGACAGUGGACAUUAGCCGGCAUGCCGCUCGGCAAGCUUGUAAAUGAUCAAUUAUUUUAUUUCAAAAACACCUUCAACAUUUUUUCUUUCAAUGCCAUUUGGUUCUUUUCCUUCUUCA
This is a messenger RNA of Eucalyptus grandis, 1648 nucleotides long. Its product is annotated as GDSL esterase/lipase At5g14450. Bases 110 to 1444 code for a protein of 444 amino acids. Lineage: Eukaryota; Viridiplantae; Streptophyta; Magnoliopsida; Myrtales; Myrtaceae. Gene Ontology annotation, molecular function: hydrolase activity, acting on ester bonds. The transcript is spliced from 5 exons. The record is from RefSeq and is a predicted model, not a curated record.